AUGGAUUUCAUCAAGACCAGUUCCCUGCGUGCUCUGAUUGAGUUAACUUUCCAACGCAACUGGAACGGCCUCAUUUGGAUGAGUAGAAAAGGAGUUACAACCAAAAGAGUGAAGACUGUCCAGACGGCUCUAUCGAGAAUCAGCGCCCAACCGCGCAGUCCGGCUGGCCGAGGAACGAAUGUUCACGCUCGGCCAAAUCACAUCCGUCCGUCUGAAGUCUCGGCCAAAGUCCAAAACUCGGCCGAUCACGCAUCACGACCCGGGAAACAUGUCCCGCGGUCGGCCACGCCACAACCGCUCACGCCAAGCCGCGCACGACCAUGCCGCGCGAGCCGGGAACAAGCCUCGCGGCCGCGCAACCUCUCGCGUACCACGGCCGAUGCGCCGUCCGAGCCGGGAACUACGUCCCGCGUCCGGCCGAAAUCAUCGGCCAAACUUCAUCCGUCCGACCACAGCGGCCGACCACGAAUCCGUCCGGCCACGACCGUUCCGAUCGUACGCGGCCAUGACCCGAUCAUCCGGCCGAUCGUCCCGACCGACCGUCCAACGCCGCGGUCGACCCGAAGCCCGUUUUGA
This is a messenger RNA of Microthlaspi erraticum, 576 nucleotides long. Lineage: Eukaryota; Viridiplantae; Streptophyta; Magnoliopsida; Brassicales; Brassicaceae. The record is from the annotation of a GenBank genome assembly.